Messenger RNA from Helianthus annuus (common sunflower), 713 nucleotides. Its product is annotated as protein GOS9. The transcript is spliced from 3 exons. Gene Ontology annotation, molecular function: carbohydrate binding. Bases 75 to 509 code for a protein of 144 amino acids. NCBI's taxonomy places the organism in Eukaryota, Viridiplantae, Streptophyta, Magnoliopsida, Asterales, Asteraceae. The record is from RefSeq and is a predicted model, not a curated record.
UGUGUUGGGGCUACCUACAACAUCUCUUCCUCUCCCUCCUUUUAACUAGGAUAAAACCAAAAAAAAAAAAAAAAAUGGCUGACCAGGGGGUACGUGUUGGACCAUGGGGUGGCAGUGGUGGAGGUCCAUGGGAAUUCAUACCUGAUGGCAGGAUUAGCCAGAUCAGUAUCCGUAGCGGAUCUGUUGUUGAUGCCAUCUACUUUGUCUUUACAGAUCGAAGUGGUAACAACUACCGGAGUCUUCACUUUGGCGGUCCUGGUGGCUUUCUUCAUGAGAUUCCCUUGCCCAUCGGUGAGGAGAUCAUCAGGAUUAGUGGAAGAUACGGAGUUUUUGACGGCACCACCGUGAUUACAUCAUUGACUUUUAAGACCAACAGAAAUACCUAUGGCCAAUAUGGCACAGAUGGGGGGACUGAUUUCUCCUUGCCUAUAACUAAAGGCAGGAUUAUUGGAUUCUAUGGGAUGCAUGGUAGUUUACUCGACAAUAUUGGUGUCAUACUUUGUCCCUAGAAGCUAAGCUGUACGCAGCUAAUUACUUAAGGUUUACUUAAGCUGUAGCUUCAAUAUGUAUUCGGUUUUAUUUGGUGUGUCCUCAACAUACGAGGAUACAAUAAGUGUCCAUGUUAUAAUUGUAAUAAGCACACCAGUCGUGCACGUGCUGUAUAAUUAAUGUAUACUCGCAAAAGUUUAUAAAAGUUUGUUCAUUAUGUCGAA